GAAGAGUGACAUGUGCAGUGCAGGUUUAUACUUGCCUCUUCUUUGAUACAAUAAAGACUUAUUGAUAGAUGAGAAGUCUUAAUAUGAGUGGUGUAUUCUGAUGGGUUUUAUUACACAUUCAAUCUGAAACUAUUGCAAACAGAUUUUAUGGGAUUUCUUCAUGCCUUAUGUUUAUGUCUAACAGUGGAAGGCCCAAUCUGAAGCCCAUUUAAUGGAAUGGUGUUUGUAGCAUAUGAACACCCUAAUUCAGUUUUCGUUGUGAAGAAAAUUCUUUACCUUCUGCUCCCAUUAGAGAUGAUUAGCUAAAUUUUUUUCUAUUUAGAUGGGAGAUCAAGACAAGUGGACUAUGUCGUUUGUCAUGCCCUCAAAGUAUGGUUCCAAUUUGCCAUUGCCUAAGGAUUCAUCUGUCACUAUCAAGGAGGUGCCAAGUAAAAUUGUUGCAGUUACUGCCUUUUCAGGUUUCGUAACUGAUGAGGAAAUCAAACGUCGGGAAUCAACACUUCGGGAUGCACUAAAGAAUGAUAAACAAUUUCAAGUGAAAGAGGCUACAUCAGUGGAAGUUGCACAGUACAAUCCACCAUUUACGCCUCCAUUUUUACGUCGUAAUGAGAUUGCUGUUGAAGUUGAAAGGAAGCAAGAGUAG
Molecule: messenger RNA, 643 nt
Organism: Ilex paraguariensis (yerba mate)
Lineage: Eukaryota; Viridiplantae; Streptophyta; Magnoliopsida; Aquifoliales; Aquifoliaceae
Source: the annotation of a GenBank genome assembly